This is a messenger RNA of Candida albicans SC5314, 504 nucleotides long. RefSeq lists its product as uncharacterized. The record is from RefSeq and is a predicted model, not a curated record. Lineage: Eukaryota; Fungi; Ascomycota; Pichiomycetes; Serinales; Debaryomycetaceae. The transcript has a single exon. Bases 1 to 504 code for a protein of 167 amino acids.
AUGUUGCCAAAUUAUGUAGCUCAACUUUUUCUUAUAGGGAAAGAAGAAGAAUGGAUAAAUAGACAGCUAAAUUUUUUUUUUUCUUAUUACUGGAUCCUAUUGUGCUUUGGGCGAGUAGUUGAACAGAAAAAGAAAACCCAGUCGACUUUUCAGUUUGCCGGAAUGGCAACGGGUAGCCAAAAAAAAAAAAACUCCGGGGCUAAAUGUUUCAAGUUCAGUAAUAUCAUAUCUCAUACAUUUACUGCAGUUGUUCGUCUACUAAGAAAUUACACAAAUACUUUAAAGCAGCGACAACUUCCCUACCAACAGGCUCAAUGUACUUUGCGGGUAACAAAAAACCAUGGUUACCUGUAUCUCUCAAUUUCAACUGGAACGCAUAGUCUGCUCGAUGAUGGUACAUAUAAUCUAAUGCUGUUCCAGAUCCCAAGUCUGGCAUCAAAUCAGCGUCACGAUCAAUACAGGCUGGUAAUACAUUGUACAGUGUUCCACUUUGCAUGCGAAUAG